ACAAACGGGGUCCAGAAUCUCAAAUACUCUAUUCACUCUUUAUGGACUUCUUUUGUGAGUAUCUUUCAUAAGUAUCUGACAUCACUAUUAUAUACUGUGCUGUUCAAUUAGACACUUUGCUUUACAUUCAAGCUCCUGCAUAUUGGAUGGCUAAUUGCUCAAUAUCCUAAUUGUCAUUACAAUCAUAACUCAGGCCGACAGAAUAAACAGCAGGUUAGCUAUAGUGGAUGUCAAGAUGCCUUCUGCUGUGCCUAGCCACAAAGAUCCCCUUCAUGUGCUCAAUCAGAUCAUCAUUUCUCCCUCUGACUCUGAUUACCUUGACCAGUUAAUACCUUCAAUCCGAGAAUACAGCCAUGGAAAUCGAACCUCCCAGUUGCUGCAGUCGCUCUCCAAAUUUGCUGGCGACAAAGAAGCGGAGAUAGAGACCAUGUGCAACACGAACCACCAGGAGUUCGUUACAUCCGUCAAUCAACUCUUACGUAUCCGUGAGGGCACUGUGAGCUUGACUUCGGAGAUCCUAGACCUUAAUCAGUCUAUUCAGGCCAGCACAGAACGGUUGGCGGAACAAAAGAAGGCACUGGUGGAAUCCCGAGGGCACCGCCAAAAUAUCAACGAAACGUCCCGAGCGCUGCAGGACUGCCUCGAGGUUUUACGCCUGGCGAAUCAGGUUCAUGACCUUCUUGCUAAGAGGAAUCACUAUGCGGCGCUGCGAGCCCUCGAUGAGCUCCAAAACGUUCAUCUCAAGGGUGUUACUCAGUACAAAAUUGCUGAAAUGAUCCAAAGAUCCGUGCCUGUGACCCAAAGAGCCAUAGCCGAGGCUGUGAUGUCAGACCUAAACACAUGGCUUUAUCGCAUUCGCGAAAUGUCACAAUACUUGGGUGAAAUAUCUCUCUACCACACGGACUUGCGAAAGAGAAGGCAGAAGGAGCGAGCAGAGAAGAACCCGUAUAUAGGACAAUUCAAGCUUAACUCGGCCAUUGAAUUGGUUUCUGACGAGCAUGAGGAGUAUGACCUGCUUCAGAACGAUGACUUGCAAGUCGACUUCACGCCACUUUUCGAAUGUCUCCAUAUACACCAAUCGUUGGGCCAGAUGGAUAGAUUCAGAGUCGAAUAUGCCAACACGCGACGGCGGCAGAAGGAGCUCUUACUCCCCACUUCAAUAUCUCUCCUAGACGAAGAUGGUGCUAGUUUGCACACACUCCUAGAGGAAAUGUCUGGCUUUGCCAUAGUAGAGCGGUCAACGAUGGAGAAAGUCCCAAACUUGCGAUCGCCCGUGGAUGUUGACGAACUCUGGGAGUCCAUGUGUCACGCAGCUGUUGGUUUGAUAUCGAAGGCGCUCCCUGAAGUCGACAAUGCUGAGAGCCUUCUAAAAAUCAAAAACCUUAUUACAUUAUUCAUGCAGGCGAUGGAUACAUGGAAUUUUCCUGUCGGUGCUUUCGACAAUUUUCUCUUGUCCGUUUUCGAGAGGUACGCGGAGUUACUCAAGAAGAGAUUCAGUGACGACUUUCAAGAGAUCGUCUCGACCGACGACUACAUGCCGAUGCCCAUUCAAAACGCCGAGGAAUAUGACAAAGUUCUCAAUGUGAGCUGGUACACUCCGGACAAACCACAGGAAGAGCAGACUUUCCCGUGUGUCCUACCCUUCUCGCAGAUGUAUCCGUUGUGCUGUAUCGACAUUCGAAACUUCUUAAAUCAAUUCUAUUUUUUCUCUAGUGAUGAUUUCCCCCAUCCAGAUGUAAUCGAUGAGACUUUGAAAGAUGCGCUGGACGAACUUCUGUCGGAUAAAGUGUGCGAGACUCUCGUUGAGCGUCUUAGCUCGCAGUAUCUUGGGCAAAUAGUGCAAAUCCUCAUUAAUCUCGAGCACUUUGAGUCUGCCUGUCGGGAAUUGGAGACUCUCCUUGCUGCCGCGCGAGCACAGACCUCGACUGCAGGGGUUGUCACUUUAAAGGCGACUGAUAAAUUCAGGAGCAAUAAGAAAGCAGCAGAAAAGCGUAUCUUUGAGGUCGUUAAUUCGAAGAUUGAUGACCUUAUCGAAACUGCAGAGUACGAUUGGACAGCGCCGUCCCCCCCUACGGAGCCGAGCAAUUACAUGCAGACACUUACACGGUUUCUUUCAAACAUAAUGAACUCAACGCUCCUUGGCCUUCCUACUGAGAUCAAGGAACUGAUCUAUUUCGACGCUCUUAGUCACGCGGCGAACAUGGUUCUGUCACUGCCCCUUUCAGCAGAGGUGAAAAAGAUUAAUCCAAAUGGCGUUGCUGCUCUAGCGAAGGAUGUAGAAUAUCUCGCCGAAUUUGUGGACAGUCUCGGCGUGCCAAUUCUCCGAGAGAAUCUUGACGAGUUACAGCAAACGGUGCAUUUGAUGCAGGCAGAGAACACAGACGAAUUCUAUGAUAUUUCAACACGAAACAAGAAGUACGGACGUGUGGAUGCGAUUAACGGGCCCGUUUUGCUGGAAAAACUUACCCGCACCGUCCAGAGCCCUGCGAAGACCGAUAAAUUCUCGGCUCUUUCCUCGAGAUUUGGUAUGAAGUCUUAGUGAAACGGUAAUGUCUGCCGAACGGCAUGUUUACAGCCUUUGUCAUUACAGUACGGCCUCAUGUGGUCAAUUUAACGCUUACUUAUCUUACUCGAAUACGAGCAUAUUCGCAAAUAGAAC
This is a messenger RNA of Paecilomyces variotii, 2659 nucleotides long. RefSeq names its product exocyst complex component Sec15. The coding region runs from base 236 to 2539 and encodes 767 amino acids. The transcript has 9 exons. Gene Ontology annotation, biological process: exocytosis; Golgi to plasma membrane transport; intracellular protein transport. The record is from RefSeq and is a predicted model, not a curated record. Lineage: Eukaryota; Fungi; Ascomycota; Eurotiomycetes; Eurotiales; Thermoascaceae. Gene Ontology annotation, cellular component: exocyst; membrane.